This is a messenger RNA of Pelobates fuscus (common spadefoot toad), 5577 nucleotides long. It is a transcript of the gene APOBR, whose product is annotated as apolipoprotein B receptor. The record is from RefSeq and is a predicted model, not a curated record. NCBI's taxonomy places the organism in Eukaryota, Metazoa, Chordata, Amphibia, Anura, Pelobatidae. The transcript has 7 exons. The coding region runs from base 1 to 5496 and encodes 1831 amino acids.
AUGGUGGAUACAGGAAGUGCAGAAAAAGCAGAAGCACAGAGACAACAGACAGAUCGACAGCCCGGAGAGGGUCUCGUAGCCAGGAGACAGACUCACAGCCCCAUGGAUUUCCUGCAGAGACAUCUUCCCCGUGUGUACCAGGCUGUGCAGAAUGCACUGGAUUACUUGGGCAAUGUCGCAGCACAGGUCUUUGGUGCUCCACCCAACGCCCCACGUCCUUCAAACUCUGGAAGCAAGGUCGCCAUUGGUACCAAGACUCUUCAGGAGACCAACACCUCACAGGGGUUCCCAUCUACUGAUACAGGAACUGGAAACAGGUCCAUGCAGGGAAGUGAGCACCUGUCGAAAUCAGAGGAUGACGUGGAGGCCACAGAAUCGAGUGUGGGACAUAUGGAACCUCCACCUGCCGUAGAACAUGAAGAAAUAUGCCUUGACCUAUCAGGAGUCACAAUGCACCCAAACCAAGAGUUAGAUCUUAGAAACAGAAAGGGUAAUGGCAGAACAAGAAGAGAUCUGGAAUACCAAGCACAUGAUAAAGCUGAAGAACUAUCAAGUGAAAUAUAUUUUAAGAGGGAGGAAAUAGGAGACCUGGAAAUCUCAGCAAAUGCGAGCCAAGAUGGACUGGCAAGGGAUCUAGGGCAGACCAAUGGAUCAGAUACAGACGUUCUCAUGGAUAAAUCAGACAGGUGGUGUGAUGUAAUGCCAGGCCAUCUGGAAUCACUGGUUGCAGGUGACAGGGAAGUUCUAAUGGCUAAAGCAAAGGAUCUUGAAAAUCUAGCUCCCGUGUUUAAAGAUGAAAUUGCAGAUAAACCCACGCCAAAUUAUAUAGAGGUUACAGACACUUUAUUAGAUCAUUCAGAGGGUCUUAAAAAUCAAUCUCCUUUGUGUCAGGAUGUAAUAGUGGAUGUUCUGGAUAAACCCAUGUCAAUAGAUGUAGAGGUUACAAAGACUUUAUUAGAUAACUCAGAAGAUCAAUCUCCCGUGAGUCAGAAUAUAACAAUGGAUUUCCUAGAACAGACAGAUACAAGAGAUACAGAAGUUUUGAUGGAUACUUCAGAGGACCUUGAGAGCCCAGCUCAUGUGUGUGAGGAGAGUGGCAUGCAUACUGAUCUAGCACUGCGAGAUACCCAAUGUGAAGAAAUUCACUUAACUUCGCAUUACUUGGAAGAUGUAGAAUCAUCUGCUAUCAGCUACAAAGACAGAAAAAUGAGUGCUGAGAAGCAGACCAAUACAGAGGUUACAGACAGUCUACAGGAUAAAUUAGAAGACCCAGGAAGCUCCGCUCAAUCGUAUAACGAUGAAAGUGAUAUGGAGACAAGACCAGAGAAGAUUAUGGAUGAUUUAAUUCCUCAAAUUCAAAAUGAAGAGGAUACCAUGCUGGUUAAUCCAGAUCUUAUUAGUACAAAGGAAGAGGCGUCUUUGGUGUGUGAGCAAUAUAAACCCAUACUAUAUGAAGAGACAAAUGUGGAAUCAAUUAUGAUUGGAAAAGGAGAGCUGGUUUCAAGUGACCCACAAAGCAAUAUCAAGGAUGAUGAAGAGUGUGUUGGAGAAAUGGUUUCAGAAAACCAGAUACAUGAAAAUAUUUUGACUCUCGAAAAUCUUGAAAACAUGUAUUUUCUAGAUAGUAAUAUAGAAUCUGUCACUGAAGUCACAAUACAACGUGAAGAUAUAAAACAAGAAAGUUACCAUGAAUUAUCUCAAUCAGAUCAAGAAUCUAGGCAAGUGGAAUUUACAAAUACAUUAACCACACAAGAUGAUGAGGAAGGUAGGGCAAUAGCCGACAUUUCUGGAGAGGGGCACAACCCUUCGCUGGUUGAAGAAGAGCAUCACCUAGGUCCUUCAGAAGUAGAGAAUGCCAGUUUGGAAGAUGUAACCGAGAUUGCAACAUCCCCAGUAGUAGAAAAUACAGUGAAUCUAAAAAGUUCAUUUGCAGAACAAAUACAUUUCAAGCAGCAGGUAGAGGAGCAAGAAUGCCCUUGUAAUGUAGACUUACCUGAAGUACAUGUGUCAGUGGAAGUAGAGCCAGGUGUGCUGGAUCUAAUACCAUCAAACUUAUCUGUUAAUGAAGAACCACAUGUAACGGAGCAAGUUCCUUGGUUAGAGGAGAGAAUGCCUUUGAGUAGCUUAGAUCUGUUACAUAAAACCAUUUCUCCAGUAAACGAAUGUAUCUCAGACAGAGGUGAUGAUGAGAAUUUAUCAGUAGACGUUGUAGAACCAGAGAACAGAAUAUUUGGUGAAGACAAAUCAUUGCAAGUUUCAAGUGAAUCUUACAGAGAAGUUGAGGAUAAACAUGAAUAUUUUAUCAAACAAGAAACCCAUUCUAAUACUGAAAUUGAGAAACAAGGGAGAGAAAUACGUGUCUCUCUCACUACUGAUGAGUCAGAGAAAAUAACAAAUUAUACAUCUAUGGAGGAAGCCAAUAUACCUGUACACAAAGAAACAGCUUUACCUGAUGUAUUAAUUGUGGAAUCAGUACAUUUUCAGGUUUCACAUUCAGAAGAUGAAGAACAUUCAAUAUCACAAUCAGACAAGGCAACUAUCAAUUUAGAAGAAGACCGCCUGCAAGAUGAAGGUCACAUUUACAGCUUGGAUGAUGUGCUAUCAGGAGAACAACAGCUAAUACAGCAAGAAGAGAAUGAUCCAAAAGACUAUGAGCGGUCAGUGUGGUAUGAAGAAUGUAAGGAUUUAACUGAGAAAGAGGAAUAUAAAUCAGAUAUCAAAAUAAAUGUUCCAAACCAAUUUGGGGAUUUCGGUGAGGACUUGGAAGAAGCAGAAAUGUCACAUACACAUGUGAGAUCAGCUGAAGAACUUUCAAAUUCUUCAACAGAGAGUGAAGAAAUAUUGUUAGCACAGGAUACUUUGAGUUGCGAAGAUCCCUCAUCUGAUAAAAAAGAGGAUAUUGAGGAAAGAGAAGAUAUGCAAGGAAGCUUCAUUAUAAUUCCUGAGGAAACGUUUAUUUCUCUCGAAUCAGACUUACAGGUAAUAAAGCCAACAUUGGUAAGUGGAUCUACACCAGGCAUGAGUUCAUUACUAGAUAUGAUGUCGCUUCAAGCAACAGAUAAAACAGAAAAUGACCAGACUCUGGAAAAAGAUUUUGUUUCAGAGGAUGAGGUCGGAUCUUUGCAAAAAUCAGGAACAUUACCAGCUGUGUUUGAUGAAUCCAAGGCAGUACAGACUCUAGUAGAACUGAGUAAAACUUCCACAGCAGAGCUCGAGUUCUCAAAUAUGAGAGGAGAGGAAACUCCAGAAAGAAAUCUCUCAGGUGACAAUACAGACAGUAAAGAAACAAGUGUACUAGAGGUACUGGAACCAGAUUGCAGAGAACACAAUGACAUCUCAUCUGGCCAAGCAAUGCAUAGUGAGUAUUACUAUACAGAUGAUGAUGCUUUUGAUAAAGAAAUGAUGAGAACAGAAGAACACUCAACCAAUGGCAAACACACUGUUGAGAUCACUGAUGAUAUUAGCAUAACAGUUACUGAAUUCCAAGUCUUCAAUACAAAAGGAGGUAAUUUUUACACAUUACAGGAUAAACCGAGCAAUGCAGUACAAGACGGUAAGAGUCUAAUGGGUGACCAUCAACCAGUGAGAGAAGAUAUAGAUAUUCCAAAACAUGGUACAGAGCAUCAUGAAUCCUUCGGUGAUUCAAUGCAAGAAAAAGAUUCUUUGGAGCACAAGGUUCUCCCAGAGAAUGAUGAUAACAAGGAGGCAUCGCUGAGAAGCAUAGGUGAAUCUGAGCAAAAGGAACCACCAAGCGAGUCAGGUGAAUCAUGGACUGAGAAUGCAACUGGAGCAGGAUGCCUACCUCAAGAACAAACAGAAGGUUUCAGAGAAAUAGAUAUUGUUCAAAGUAAUAACAUUAUAAAAGAUAAAGACUCUCAAAUGAAAUUAAACAUUACUACAGUGCAGGAAGAUCAUUUUCUAAAAUUGUCAGGCUUUGAGGUAGAUAAAAAGGAAGACGCUUUUGGGAAACAAGUUAAUUUGCUUGCUGAAGAAAAGUCGGUGGAGGUCCACCAUGACAAUUUACAUGAAGACAGUUCACUGAGUGAAAAACAGUAUUUCUCCACAGAUGGAAGUCAAACCUAUGUAGCCAAAGAAGACAAAGAUUGUUCCCUGACUGAUACGCACCAUCAUUACCAAACAGAUCUCAAAAUGACUACACCUCCAGAAGAUCCUGCAGAAAUAUUAGAAGAAUCCCACUGGAAACCAGAUCACUCAACCCCAGAAAUAUCUCAAAGUGUUGAGAUAACAAGAGAAGAACAUUAUCCAAGGUUACAUAAUCCUUUAUUAACUGCAGAAGAAUACCAAGGAUGUCAGAUGGAGAUAUCGCAGACACUAGUUGAUAAUCGUGGAACAAGUAUAUUUGAAGAACGAAAUAUACCAGCCGAAGGAAUGACAGAAAGUAACAAACAAGUAGACGUAUUAUUAAAUAAAGAAUCUCUGCCACCAGGUCAUUCAGAGCAAGCUGCACCUGUUAUUGAACCAGAAUCAAGCGUUGAAGAAAUCGGAGACACCCAUAAAGAUUUAGAUCUCUUAUCAGAAAAUCAGAGUUUAAUUGACCCCUGGCAAGUUAAAACAAGUUCCACUGAAAUGGCAGGAGAAACUGAUGUUGUAAUAAAAAGCCAUUCUACAAGCACAUCAGAUCAAUCAGUUCCAGAAAAAGAACUGGUCAAGGAAGCAUGCAAUCUGGAAGAUGCGCCACCAGAUCGCCCAUCAGAAGAUAUUGUCGUCUCUGAAAUUUCUACCACUUCAAAUCUCCAAGAAAAUGUGACAGAUAUUUUAUUUGGAUUUUCCCAUACUAAAAUUCCAAUUGAAGAAGACCUUAGUAUUAAUGGCAGCAUUCAAGCCAUACCAGGACCUGAAAUUGUUAUAUCGGCUGACUAUGGUCUACCAGAGGACAUUGAAUUGGAAUCUGGUCACAUGGUGGAAGAAAUCAAAGAAGAAAAUUAUAGCGAGGAGGAAGAGAACUUGAGAAGUACACGUUCAGCAACUGAUAGUGUCUCCAGUAAGAAUCAGAGGGAACAUAAAGAUACUUACCCAGCACCAUCAGAGCCUCAAACAAACCUGAUGGAGGUACCGGGACCCAUAGAGGAGGACGAUGAGAUAGAUGGCGAUAUGCUCCCUCACAGGACGCUAGAUUUAAGUGCACAGAAAAGCAGAGUUCAGCUGCGCAGGAAAACGUCCAUCCGAAGGCGGCAGGGUCAGCGCCAGUCCCUUCCUGAAGCGCAGCCCAGUGAGCAGCCCCCACCGGUACACCGGCCCUUUUCAGUAGCACUUCCAGGACUGGUAGGAAAGCUGCCAAUGCAACCUUCAGUGACCCCCAUGGCACACGCAGUGCCUCCUCCUGCAGAAGAGAGAAAGGAAGAGAGAGCGGACGCGGAGGAAAUCGCUAUUAAGCCAAAGAAGGUCUUCCCAAAGCAUGCUGGAUUUGGGAUCCCACACCCCCAGAUGAUGCAGGAGCUGCAGUCACGUCUACUCAAAAAGAAACCCAAAGAGUGAUCUUGUAAAGGAAAUCAUAUUACCCUCAGCCGUCCUGUUAUGGGUUAACCUGUAUGUAUAUAAUAAAGACUCCAAAUGAAA